AUGGAAACUGGGACAAGUGCCUCGAACCCUGCCUUCCACUGGAUAUUGAAUGACCCAGCUACCUGUUUCUCUAAUCUGGAGGCUAUUUUCAAGUCCAUCAAGCCCGGAAGAGCGUUCUUCGAGAUGUGCGGACACGGCAAUGCAGCGAAGAAGAUGACACUCUUUGAUUUACUCUUGCGAACCAGGGAACUCCCAUCGAAAAGAUUCGAGAUAAAGAUGAUUGGUCUGAAGUCGGAAGCCCACCCAGUGGCUAGCGCUGGAAUGGAGGAAUUCAUGAGACCCAUCCCAGCCUAA
Penicillium antarcticum is the source of this 294-nucleotide messenger RNA. RefSeq lists its product as uncharacterized. Lineage: Eukaryota; Fungi; Ascomycota; Eurotiomycetes; Eurotiales; Aspergillaceae. The transcript has 3 exons. The coding region runs from base 1 to 294 and encodes 97 amino acids. The record is from RefSeq and is a predicted model, not a curated record.